UUUCAUAGCCACAGUUAAUACAGCCAACAAAAGUCAUUUGUAACAAUAGUGUCCGCUGUUGGACACAAAUUGACGCAUGUUAUGGCAGCGCAAAUGUGUUCAUGUGAAUAUUAACCCACACUAUCACUCACGCAUACGUUUAUGUUGGAGAAAAGAAACUAACGGUAUACCACUUCUGAAAGAUAUAGCCUACGGGGAGAGUAUAUGGAUUCCCACUCUUCCCUGCUGUGUCACAUGAUGACGUAGAUAAGAGAUGUAGAAGGACAGUGGUCAACAAUGGACCGCCACCACUACCACCUAUCUCGCCACUACCCUAGUCAUAAGAGAUACUCAGUCCGUCCCCUAGACUAUCCAGAGCUUCAAAUUACUGGUGCAACACUCCUCAAUACUGGACUACACGUGUAUGAGACUGCUUAUAAAGUCAGGCAUGACCCAGAUCAUGAGAGUAUCAACGCAGUGUUGGCAAGACUGGAGAACUACCAGCAUCACCGGGGCCUGCCACCAGUGUGUGUGGUCUGUGAGUGUCAGAGAAACGUGCAGGCCGCCGGCAAAGCCAAGUCAGCACUAAUGGCUUUAGAUAGCGGGGACAGCGACAGUGACACUGACGAUGAAGAUGCUCUAACAAUCGAUAACAUGUUGAGAUUAAUGGAGCGGUAUAUGACUCGUGCAACAAGUGCCUCUCAGAUGAAGACAAUGGUCAGACUCAUUAACAACCACACCAUUACAGAUUACAUAAUGGCAGAACAAGUCAGGAAGCUGCAAGCACUGUUACGUAGAACCAAACCAGAACUCAGAGAAGCAGGUCUGCUGUUGAUAGAGCAGCUGUGUUGUCAAGAGGAUAACGCUGUCAUCAUGGCUGAAGAAGAAAUAUUCAAUGAUCUUCUGACAGUUCUUUCAUCACCUCACAGCAUUAGGGUACAGGUGGCUGCACUCAAGGCAGCAGAUAAGCUGUUCUCUCACAGUCAAGUUGCUGACAAGCUGAUGGAGGCUGUUGAUGAAGUGUUGAUGGCGGUGCUCUUGAGAGUUCUCUACAGUGAGCACCCACUAGAGAUGAAAUAUGCCAGUUGCUGUGUGCUCCGUACACUGUCAAAACAUGAGAGCACUGCAGGACUGGUGGGUCAGGAACUUCUUUUCAUUGUCAAAGAAUUAAAGGAGAGCAGCUCAAAAAUGAAGGAAGUAUUUGUGGAGAUUGUGAUCAACCUUUAUCGUCAAACUGAUGUUAUAUACCCAGAUAUGAUUGACAAGAACAUCAUUAGAUCUACCACAUCGAUGAUUGUUGACGGACCAUGUGGUGUGCAGCGGCAAGCUCUCUACUUGGUGUGUUGUUUGGUGGAGGAUGACGCCGAAGUAGCCGACGUUAUCAACAACAAGGAUCUGAUGCUGUACGUGAUGCAGCUGAUGAGGGACUCCAAGUGUAGGAAAGUGCGCGAGGUUGCAGGGAAGAUAGUCCAGACGAUGUGUGGGUGUCGUAAAGGCUCGCUCGCCCGCACGGUGAUGGAACACUUCACAGCGUUCUUGCACCCAGAGGAGGACCACCUCCAUCAAGUUGGGGACACAACUGCGCGGGGGUCGUCCAAGAUUGUCUACCCUGUCAGAGUGAAACACCAGGCAGAGGCACGGAACUGGCAGUCAUUUGAUCAGUUCCUCGCUCUCAUUGGGAAGCUGAUAACUAAACAUGCAAUGAUAAAACAGGAUCCAUUAAACAAGCAGCUGAUGAUAGAUGACAACCCAACCACCGAGUGGAACUGUCACCAACUUGGUUACCUAGCAUCGCUUGUUGCCAUAGCAACCAAACUCACCCAGUGGCCAGUUGAGAAGACCAAGUCAAUUCAGAAAUUAGAUCCUUCAGACUUGACAGAUGAUGAAAACAUGAGAAACAAACUCAAAGGUGUGAAUCGACAGCUUACAGCAGAAGUUUGGACGACGUGUGGUCGUCAAGUUGCUGUUCUUUUAUCCAAAUUUGCAGAAAAAGUUCAAAUCAGAUGCAAUCCAUUGUCAGCCCGUCCUGGCUCACGGCAAUCCAUGCGAUGUCCUUCACCUAUGUCAGGUCGGAGGAGCAAGACUCCUCGAGGUGACAUCUUGAAUGAUUCAGAAAUCACCCUCGUUAAAAGCCUGCUGGAAUUUUUCUUGUUCGUGUCUGUGGCAACCUGCACAAACAAGAACUUCAUAAAAAACACUGUUGUAGAGAAACCUGAAAGAGAGUCGGUUUCACGUUCAAGGGAAGGAUUGUGGGUAAUGGAGAACCCCCACCUUACACAGAGUAUUGAGCGACAGUCGACGACGGACGCAGCAGAGGUGAUAGAGAGAAGACAGCAGGAGCUGGCGGAGAAAGAAGCCAGUGCAGAUCGCAGGUUGCUACGAAAAGGCCUGUACGAGGAAGACCUCUUCAGAUUUGUCUCUCCCUUUGUUACAUUUGAGAAUGAAGAUUUGAGGGAGACAGCGGCCAUGAUCUUGAGGUGUGGCAUUCAGCCCCUUGAUGAGAAGCUGGUGGCCUCCGACCUCCACACAUCCAAUGGGUCAAACGCUGGACCUGUGAAUGUCUACAAACCAAGGCUCAGGCCCCAGUCUGCCAAGACGCACAAGGAGCGGGACAGGAAGAUGAACAUCGCCCUGCACAGGAUGUCCCCUGAAGUGGCAGGGGUGAUGAGGUCAGCCAUAGGGUCUCGCCCCUCGUCAGCUGAUACAUACAAUGUGAGUCAGAGAAACAGGUCAGUUUCUAAGUUUGGCCGCGGUCAGCCGACAAUUGACCUGACCCAGCCGAUUGCCCAGCAGUGUCGCAAGGUGACGGUGGACAACUGUGGAAGUCAACUCCUGCAGGGGCUGUUCAGCAAAUCUCGAGAUGUCCGCAAGAGUUGUCUCCUCUUGAUUCAUGAUCUUGUCAGUCAUGGAAAUGUUGAAACACACAUGCAGCUGUCGGAGCUGGGGUGUAUCCCCCGCCUUAUUGACUUCCUGCGCAUCAAUGAAGAUGACGAGAUGCUGGAGAUUAUUGCUAUCAUCCUGACGAGGAUGUUGAUUACUAGUGACUACCGCCUGAAGCAGCUGUUCAACCGCCAUGGUGGGGCCAACCUGUUGCUGUCCAUGUCCCAGAACAGCAGUGGGGUGUUGAGGGAGGAGAUCAAGUCUACCUUGACAGCCCUUACACAAGGCAUGUCCCGGCAGACCAUGAGGCCUAGCUCAGCACCAGCUCAACGUCCCGACGAUGGGAAGGAGCCAGAUAUCUGGGAUAAUAUAAUGGAGAGGUGGCUUUACGAGGACAAGGUGGUGCGAGUCUUUCAGAAGUGGAUGUAGAGGAUGACAGAAUCUCAUUGUUCACUGUUACUGUUUAGCUGAACCUACAGCUUCCUUAGUGUUACAGCUACUUACACUGCAAACUAAUGAUUGUCCAAAUUUGUUGUGUUUAUGAUAGCUGCUGAAACCAAAGUGGGAUCUUCCAACAUUAAAUAACAUGGCCAAUUUAUCAUAAGCCAAACUUGCCGAAAUAUGUGACAAGUGUAUGGGAUUUGGUUAAGCUUCUAUGAGCCUCUACAAGUAUUUACAGAUACAGCAUUAUUUGACACAUUAUUGGGUACAUUCUAUUUGACAACUGGGAUUACCCGGUACUGUAUCGUUCAGAGGAGAUUCCAUUGCAAGAAUUCUAGGGCUGGGACGAGUAACUCGGGUCGGGUGGGUACUGAGUAGGACCCAGGUCGGGUAAUAGGGUUCAGGUACCCAGAUAGUAAAUUUGGACUCGUUCCAGCCCUAAAGAAUACAUAUAUCAGUAUUCUUUAGGGCUGGAACGAGUCCAAAUUUACUAUGCAUACCCUUGAAACGACCCCUUUGAAAUGUAGCAUAACAUAGACUUGCUAAACAUUCAUGUGAUCCAUCUCUGUUGACAUUUCCUCUGAAGUCAAAAGGCCCAUGAAGCUCACACCUUUCGUGUGUGGUUCCAGUGCUCACAUGUUUUUACGACAUCAAUGGCACCAUGUUGAAAAUGUAAUUAUUACUCAUAAUUCAGUGUAUAUCGAUAUAUGUUAAUUACUAAUGUAACAUUUUGUUAUGAAACAUAAGGAUGGAUUUUGUCAUACUUGUUUUACCUAUUUAUUGCCUACAUACUUUCAGAACUUUGAGAACAUUUACAAUGGUAUUGCUUUUCUACGCAUGUUCUACAGAUAGUGAAGAUUUCGAUACUCUGUGAUUGUGAUAUUAUAGAUCUGUUGAUCAUGUUACUGAUGAUUCUUACAAUUGUUGAUCUCAGCACAUAGUGGAAGUUUAUCAAGGUUAGAGCAAGGCUUUACGCCAGCAUAAUUAACCGAAGGUUAGAUUGCUUUAACAUUGAUACUCUAGUGUUGUUAUUCCUUCUUUGUUAUGACAUAGUGGCUAAUUUUUAUCAUAGUUCUAUUUUUACAAAUCAUUGUAUGUUUUGUUCCUUUUGGAACCUAAUUUAUGAUUUAUGAUGGAAUGAGAAUUCUGCAAAUAUUAAUCUUAUGCAAACUUUGUCUUCGUUACUUGUCAAUAGUUUUGCCUUUAUAACAUGUGCCUUAGUCAUUUGGAAAUAUUUUGUACAGGAUAUAGCGAGAAAGUCCUCAUUCUUACCCACAUUACAUCUAUUCUAUUGCUCAUUUGGUGGAGAUUCAUUCAACAAUCCUGGGCCCACUUGCACAAAGCGAUCUUAGUCCUAAGAUGAUUGUAACGCCCAUACUUUAACAUAGGCUUACGAUAGUCUUAGCGCUAAGAUGGCUUUGUGCAAGUGGGCCUUGGUGACGAGUUUAAUAUCAAAGUCAAGGUUCAGGGACCAGUCAUUUAAAUUCGAUGAGGGAGAUGUGGCCAAGAUGUUUUAUCCAUGAAGACCCAACAGCGCCACCCCUCAACCACCCCAAAUACAAAUGAUGGUCUGUUUUUAUCAUGCCCCUCCCGUAGGAUAGAUAAUCGCCAAAGACAGUAAUUCCUUCUAAUGUGCUACUAUAAAAUGACUUUCCAUCUUUUCAAAGCCCUCCGGAUCCUAUCAUGUUUGUCUAUGUCCAUGUGACAUGUGAGUGUGUAUAUGUUAUACAUAUUACACAAUAUUUAACUUAGGUCCAAUUCAGCUAACAGAUAGAAUUCCAUGUAAAGGCACUUUUCUGCUUAUAUCGGCCGGUACCCUUGUGUCCUGUGGUCAUUAUUCUUAGGGUUUAGUACUUCUUAAAUUUAUUGAAUUAGUUUGAAAUAGGGAAGCUGAUAGUAGUGUUGAAGCAGGUGAUGUUUCGAUAUUUCAGGCUUGUAUGUUGAUAUCGUGUAGCAAACAGCUCUAGAUCAUUAUCUGUCUUUAGGUCAACACUGGUCAUAUCAGCAUUGUCCUUCUUAGAUAUUGAGAGGAGAAUGAAAGGGUAAACUGAACAUUAUUACGAGAACUUCAGAAAUAUUGACCCGAAUUCUUCAUUUUAUUAUUUUGCAUUAGUAUGAUUGGAAAGAACUGUUAAUACAUGCAUAUUUAUACAUAAUACUGGUCAUAUUUUCAGAGUAUGUCCAAAAUUAUGAACUAUUCAAACAAAACUUCAUGGUUACAUUUUCCAUUGUCUGAAACUUCAACCAUUACAGUGAUGAACUAUGUUAUUGAAUAUGCUUUUAACAACUUGUAACAAAACAGUGAAAUUGCUUGACAUUGCUCAAAUUUCUAAUCUGUUAAAUAUAUGUACUUACCGGUUAAACAGAAAUAAAUAGUUUUUAGAUUCCAUUUA
Molecule: messenger RNA, 5693 nt
Organism: Haliotis rufescens (red abalone)
Lineage: Eukaryota; Metazoa; Mollusca; Gastropoda; Lepetellida; Haliotidae
Exons: 18
Coding region: 277-3288 (1003 amino acids)
Source: RefSeq, a predicted model, not a curated record